Messenger RNA from Prorocentrum cordatum, 945 nucleotides. Lineage: Eukaryota; Dinophyceae; Prorocentrales; Prorocentraceae. The record is from the annotation of a GenBank genome assembly.
AUGCCCGCGGGGGGCGGCACGCGCCCUGGCGCAGGCCCCUCGGGCCUCGCCGACCACGGGCGGCCUGCCGCGCGGGGCGCCCCUGCCGCCGCGCAGGGGACGCCGUCGCGCGGGCACGCCCAUGGCCCGCCGCCGCGCCAGGCCGGCCUCUCAGGAGCGAGCCCGGACGGGCCCGCGCCCUUCACUCCUCCGCACCGCCGCGGCGCGGAAGCGUCGCUCCUGCUGCAGGAGACGCCGAUCGGGGAGCCGACAUUCCAGAAGUUGUCACCGCCAUGCGACGAUUACUGCCUCUACCCGCCCUACCACUGGCCGGCGCCGGACUGGGCGUUCUCGCCGGAGCCCGGUGACAUCCAGGGCGGCGGCGGCUCGAAGGGGAGCCGCUGCGCCCCACGGCCAGUGUCGCCGCUGGUGCCCGCGCCGUGGGGCGGAUUCCUCGCGCCCGACGCGGAGGAGCCCUCGCCGCCCGGCGGUGGCACCCCUGGCGCCUACUGCCCGGGCCAGACGCUGGCGAAGGCCUCGCGUCUGCGGCCCCCGUGGCCCCCCGACCCUGGCGCCCCGCUGCUGGGCCUGCCAGGACCCUGCCCCGGGGCGCCGUCCUUGGCGGCGGCCUCGCCCUGGGCGCUUCUCGCGGCCUGGCCCGCGCCGCUCCCCCGCGCGCCCCUCGCGGGCCCUCCGAGGGCGGCGGCCUUGGAGGCCGCGCUGGCCGCUGCCGGCGCAGGCUUCACCGAAAGGCGCGCGGGUGCCCCCGCGCCGGCCGGCGCCGGCGCGCCGCCGAACGCGGGCUCCGCAGGCCACCAUCUGAACAGGUGCAAGCCCUGCGCGUUUGCCAACACCAAGGGCUGCAAGGACGGGCCCGACUGCGCGUUCUGCCACCUGUGCGAGCCCGGCGAGAAGAAGCGGCGGAAGAAGGCGCUCUCCGCGGACGACCAGGACGCCGUCCGCUAG